UUGGGUUUUGGACAAACUUUUGAAAAGGACUUGCACUUGCAACAGCCACUUAAAAUGUAGGACCGAAUCGAAAAAGUUAACAAAUUACCAGAUUUGAUAACUAACGAAAAAGAAAUAGAAAUUUUAGUAAAAAAUACCAAAUCGGCAACGCUGUUCGUAAAACAGCUGAUUACUGUCACUUACGACGGUCGAUUAUGAAACAAAAACAAACGAUCGCUGUUGAAAGAGAAAUAAAUAAGAAAAUUUGCUGUUAUGAAUAAAAUUGCCAGUACACGCGUAUAACAAUUGAGCGUAUAAUUUGUGAUAAAAUUUAAACAUUUACAAGGGAUGUCAACCAAAGUUGUAGCUACGGCGACGGUGCGUGCGCUGAAAGGACGCAAACUGAUGCCCACACGAGCAGCUCUAACCUUGACAACAGCCGCAGUGAAUCGCAUUAAAGAAUUGUUAAAAAAUAAGCCAGAAUUUACAGGUUUGAAAGUGGGGGUGCGGCAGCGCGGCUGUAAUGGACUCUCCUAUACGUUGGAUUAUGCCAAAGAGAAAGCAGAUAAAUUCGACGAAGAAGUUGUACAGGACGGUGUCAAGGUGUUUAUAGAUAAGAAGGCGCAAUUGUCUUUGCUUGGUACGGAAAUGGAUUUUGUCGAGUCAAAACUAUCGAGUGAAUUUGUUUUCAAUAAUCCCAACAUAAAAGGUACCUGCGGAUGUGGCGAAUCGUUUAGCUUCUAAAUA
Molecule: messenger RNA, 726 nt
Organism: Rhagoletis zephyria (snowberry fruit fly)
Lineage: Eukaryota; Metazoa; Arthropoda; Insecta; Diptera; Tephritidae
Gene: MagR
Product: Iron-sulfur cluster assembly 1 homolog MagR
Biological process (GO): iron-sulfur cluster assembly
Cellular component (GO): mitochondrion; cytoplasm
Molecular function (GO): 2 iron, 2 sulfur cluster binding
Source: RefSeq, a predicted model, not a curated record